GCCGAAGGGUGACCACCAGUCAACCGAGCAGCCGCAAUAGACUCUGGUCACAAUUGCUCUGUAGACAUGGGCGCCAAGCAGCAGGAUGGCGAUGAGCCGUCGUCUCCACAGAAGGGCGACUUCCUCAAGCUCUUCUGGACGUUGGCGGAGAGCGAGCGCGACGUGCGUACGCAGGCGGCGGUGCAACUGCUCGCACACUUGAAGAGCAGUGCCAAGCAGGAGACCGAAGUGCAGUACACGCUCAAGCGGUUGGUACGCGGUCUGGCGUCGUCGCGUGAUGCUGCUCGUCAGGGCUUUAGUACAGCGCUCAGUGGUCUGCUAUCCACCUUUCCUAAGCAGCUAUCAUUGCAGAGCACGCACGAACUACUUCGUGAUGCCAUGGAAGUGCAUUCGUCCAUGAAGCCCAUGGAGCAGCGCGAGCACAUGUUCGGUCGUCUCUUCGGUCUGUUGGCACUGCACCGCUCCGGACGAUUAAGUGCUGACCUCCCGCUUCUCGUAGCAGUAGUCAAAGAGCUGCUGGAGAUGGCUACAUUCAAGCGCUGGUUCCGCGAGACAUGUUAUGAGGCGGUAUUGACACUUCUAUCCGAUGUACCUGCCGAGCAAUUUGUGACUGAAUUGGCUACACCGAUCCACAGUGCUCUGCAGAUUCAGCCGUCCAAGGGCAGUGACGAGGAAGGUGUGGAAGCCUGGAAUGCCGACCAGGUGCUGCUGGCCGUUGGGGUGCAGCGUUAUCUGCAUGCCACGGGCAUUGACCAAGACGAAGAACAGAUGAAGCAGCUGCCAGAGAACUUCGCGGCCGCGAACGCUCUGCAGCGCCACAACGUGCACGUGCUGGCACGACCGCUACGUGGAUCCUCAAGCUGCUACCCGCGCGUGCACUCGGCUUGGUUCGGUGUGUUCGGCCACAUACUGAACCCGACGAAAGAAGAUACUUCAGCAGCAAUCGACGGUGAAUUGUUCCAAGAGGCCUGGACUGUACUGGUAGAGAACUCUCUAGUCGGUGGCAGCAGCUCAGAGGACAAUGCCCCAACUAGUCACGAACGACAAGGUCUGGCAUUAAAGUUGUUCGAGCUAGUCGCUCCAAAGCUGCCAGCGCCUGUACUACGUGCCAUCCUGACCCCACGAUUCGUCAAGUGUCUGUACAACAACGGAGUGGCCAAGAGGAAUUACUUGCACGAGGCUGCGCGUCACUGUCUCAAGUCUUUCGCCUCGUGUGCUCCAGCCGAGUUCUUCCACUUUUUCCGCAAGCAGUUCAUGUCGCCUUUGUCCAUUCUGGUCAUGUCUACGUCUGCUGAUAGCGAUGGAGAGGAGGAGAAGCCCAAGAAGAAACAGAAACUGAGUGCUGGAGGCUUCGAUGCGCUCAUUGAGAUUGAAGAGAAGAAGGAACGUGAAGAAGCGGUCACGCGACGUACAGAUCGCGCUCGUGUGUGGGCUGUGGAGACCAUGGUAGCUGCUCUAACUGAGCUGUUGAGCUCAAAGGGCGAAGUGGAUGAUGAGACCACGAAGCUGCAGGACAAUGUGCUGCGUUUCCUGGUGUUCCACGCGUUCUUUACACCUUCUGAUGAGGCCGAAUCAGCUCCUAAGAAGAGCAAAAAGAGUAAGAAGAGCAAGAAAUCCAAGUCUUCAGAGCCUGACGAGGUGGUUCAGGAGGCUUUGACUGCCACGCCUGCUCUAUCAGAGAACGUGGCUAGUUACACCAAGACGCGACUGUUUUCGUUGCUGAGCUUGGGUCUUGCGGGGGCUGACGGUGCCCGUGCUAGCGCCAGCGUACUCAGUCGCAUCUUUACGAUCGCUCAGGGCUUACAGACUAACAACAGUGCUGUUGUUCUGCGUGAGCCUCUGAGUCAUGAAGUUUCUACACAGUUUAGUGCACUGGCUGAUCACAUUGGCACUCUGCGUAGUAAGGAGCUGGACGAAGAUACGAAGAAGACGCGUCGCCCUCUAAGCGAGGCGUUCCUGCUGCUGUUCAUGAGCACGGGCCUUCAGCUCUUGGACGCUGAGCAACGUGAUGAUGCUGUCGUAGUGGCUGCUGAUCUGGACAAGUGUUACGCUCAGCUUGUGGCGCGUGAAAAUAAGAAGAGCAAGAAGAACAAGAAGGAUGACACUGAUGAGGAGUCCGUGGUGGUGCUGACCGAUCUGCUGCUGAGUCUGCUGUCUCAAGACUCGAGUGCGCUGCGUGAGAUCGUCACUCAAGUCUUCCGGUCGCUACUGCCGCUGCUUAACAGUGAUUGCUUGACUACGAUGGUCAACGUGUUCCAGCCGACGGAUACUGACGCUGCUGAGGAAGAGGAUGACGAGUUCGCGCCUAUUACUGAGAAUGACGAAGAGAACGAAGAGGAGGAAGAAGAAGUGGUGCUGUCUUCGGCCGACGCUGUGUCUGAUGCGCUCCGCAACGACAAGAAGCUGGCGGCCUUGCAUCAGGAAGACCUGGCGCUUGCUGCUAUCGUCGGUCAAGUGAAGGUCCGCUCGCAGCGUAAGAAGGACCUCAAACGUGCUCGCUUGCAGACCAUGCACUUCCAGUUGCGUGUUCUGGACCUGCUGCAAGUGUUCGUCUCUCAGCGUCCGGAGCAAACCGAGGUGGCUACAGCCAAGCACAACACCUUGGUGCUGUCGCUGGUGGCUCCGCUGUUCCGUGUGCUUGCUCGUGUGCAGAAUGCGGACUUGGAGAAGCUGGUGCUUCGGGAUCGUUUGCAAGCUGUGCUGCUUCACAAGGUGCUUCGAGCCAAGGACAAGAUCCCGUCGGGUGAGGCUGCUCAAAGCGAGGCGCUGGACGCUCUACGUCAGAUUGUAGAGCUCAUCCGCACUGUUCCAAUGGAUAAGGACCACAGCGGUAAGGUCGCGUCUGCUGCGGUGGUGUACCUUGUCCGUGUGAUCUGUAGAAGCGAGGCUUCUAAUGAGGAGGCGCAGAAGAUCAUUCACAGUUCAGUACUGGACGCCUUCACCAAGAAGCACUCGCGCUUCCCGCGUACGUCGUUCGAGGAGCUACUGACCAAGUCUCCUGCUGUUGGCGCUCGCGUGCUCCUUGAGCCUCUGGCUGCUGUCGCUGCGGCUACAGAGAAAGAGGAUGCGGCCGUGGAUGAAUUCUCCAAGUGCGAAGUGUUCCGACUGCUUACGGUGCUGCUUCGUGGCGCCACUAAGCUGCAGCAGAGUGGUGAGCUGCCCAAGACUCAGCGAAGUGCGUUCAAGUGUGUGCAGAAGUCGUUGAAGAUGGCUCUUGUGCGGCAACUUUACCCUGAAAGCGUGCAGCAACUUAAGGCCAAGAGAAUGAAGGUCGUGAUGAUGUUCGCGUUGCAACUUGUCAAGUUCUGGCGCACAGACGACAAGAAGGCGACGGAUGCCGACAUCCGUGCUGUGGUUGAGGCAGUGCAGGCGGUGGACUCCAAGUCGCCAGUUGUGAAGGGCAUGGUGAAGCAGGUAUCUGAAGCUGCAGGCAUUCCGUACGCGGCAGCCAACGGCGCCAAGAAAGAGGACGAAGACGAGCUGAUGCCUGAAGCAGAGGAGGUCGAGCCGAAAAAGACGAAAAAGACCAAAACCAAGAGCCCUAAGGACAAACAGAAGAAGAAGCGCAAGCGAUCCAUCGCCGAGGAGUAAGAAAAAGUCGUGAGUCGCUUACCACUUGGGGGCAAAAGCAGGAACAGGCGAUGCAUUCCUCAUAAACCCCCACCUAUUAUAGAUACUAGAGCUUUUUGUGUGACUCCACGUCCUCGUAUCUGCAUCGCAUCAACACAACAGCCACUUCCAUCUCUGUAGACUUGC
Messenger RNA from Phytophthora nicotianae INRA-310, 3756 nucleotides. RefSeq lists its product as hypothetical. Gene Ontology annotation, cellular component: nucleolus. The transcript has a single exon. Gene Ontology annotation, molecular function: DNA binding; transcription factor binding. Gene Ontology annotation, biological process: regulation of DNA-templated transcription. NCBI's taxonomy places the organism in Eukaryota, Oomycota, Peronosporomycetes, Peronosporales, Peronosporaceae. Bases 67 to 3591 code for a protein of 1174 amino acids. The record is from RefSeq and is a predicted model, not a curated record.